AUGGGUGACAAUACCACCAGUCUAGAAGGCUAUAAGAUUACGGAAAUGACAGGUAGCAAGUGGGACAACGACGACGCUACCUCGUCGCAUAUUAUGAACAAUACAGAGAGCCCAUUUCUGUUUGUCGAUAGCUUCGUGCCAAAGAACGACACAGCUACAAAAUGGCUCUUGUCCUGGCACAUCGAUUUCGUGGGGAAUUGCUCGGUGGGAACUCGAUCUCGAGAGAAUUGGAGUAGCGAUCCGAGCCAACAAAUCCAGUUUAACACAGCUCCUGGAGGAAAACUCUCGGAUAUCCUGACAGACGAUACUACCUGUUCUUCUUACUCCGCCUUAUUUGAGGUUCAAGACACAACUACAGACUUGUCCAAUGAUGUCUGCCUCGUUCUCUGUCCCGAAGACAAAUUUCCCACUGCGAAUCCAUGUGCGUUUAAGGUGGAUAAGGCUGUUGCGGCGAGCGUCGCGUCAGCGAUGAUGCAGUCCGCAGGCUGCACCAAGACCUUAGGACAAACUCCAACUGCCGUUUGGCCAAAUAUCACAGGCCCCUGCGUGAAGAGUGCUGCUGCUGGGAGAGUUGGCCGAGGAGCUACACUUUGCGAGAACCCAGAUAUCAGAGUCAAUAGCACCAAGGUUGCGCGGGGUCUGGCAAAACUCUCGGACGAUAUUGCUGUUAAAUAUGGAAGAAGCAUCACUGAUGAAGAGGUUGCAAAUCAGAACUUUGCAUAUGAAUAUUCUCUCACGAGUGAAAUAAAAGUUCCGAAGAUUCAUCGAUUUUUCAGAAUUGGCUAUAAGGCCUACAUUGUGAUGGAUUUCAUCGAAGGGGUGACGCUAGACGAGAUUAAUUGCCGUGAGCAUCCGGGGCUCAUAGAUCGCUUGGCUCUGGCCAUACAUGGCCUCUUCUCUCAAAUACCCUGUGGCCCACCUGGUCCCACAAACGGCGGAAUCCCUCGAGGUUAUCUCUUUUCGGAAGAUGGCGCGCUCACAACUUUCAACACGAUUCCAAAACUCAAUAAGUGGAUGAAUAAGCGCCUCCGGGCUAAGGAUGGCGAGCCCGGGUUUGAUUUCACGGCAUCUGAGUGCGUGUUCUAUCACCAAGACCUUGCCCGUCGAAAUAUCAUUUUGCGUCCGGAUGGUUCGUUUUGCCUUAUCGACUGGGAACAUGCGGGCUUUUACCCUCGUAUCUGCGCGGCUUAUUGUCUCCAAUUUGUUAGAAUAUUUGAUUGGGAAUUCGCCAAUGAUCUCUUAGAGGCGUUGGAGAAACUCUGGCCAAAAACUGAGAAUCGAGAUGAGUUGCUCAAGAUGCUAAAUCGAGUGUAUCAAAACAAUUUGAGGUAUUCAUACUUCCCAUCAGACCAUCCCGCUAGGUUCGAAAAUUUCUGCAAGAACAACGGGAUCGCCAUCCCAUCCACAGGAAAAGCCACAGAAAUUUACCCUUAUCCGCCACCCGAUUUCCCAUCGCCUCCUUCUUCUCCCCUUGAAUGA
This is a messenger RNA of Pseudogymnoascus verrucosus, 1479 nucleotides long. RefSeq lists its product as uncharacterized. The transcript is spliced from 3 exons. The record is from RefSeq and is a predicted model, not a curated record. Bases 1 to 1479 code for a protein of 492 amino acids. Lineage: Eukaryota; Fungi; Ascomycota; Leotiomycetes; Thelebolales; Thelebolaceae.